Musa acuminata AAA Group (dessert banana) is the source of this 1713-nucleotide messenger RNA. RefSeq names its product cytosolic sulfotransferase 5-like. Gene Ontology annotation, cellular component: cytoplasm. Lineage: Eukaryota; Viridiplantae; Streptophyta; Magnoliopsida; Zingiberales; Musaceae. The coding region runs from base 1 to 1632 and encodes 543 amino acids. Gene Ontology annotation, biological process: sulfation; cytokinin metabolic process. Gene Ontology annotation, molecular function: FAD binding; cytokinin dehydrogenase activity; sulfotransferase activity. The record is from RefSeq and is a predicted model, not a curated record. The transcript has 3 exons.
AUGAGUCGCGGCCGGAUCGCGCCCCACCCGGAGCCGACGUGCUCGCCGUCCACGGGCGAGUACUAUGUCGACGCCUCGGGGGGUGAUCUCCAGGUCGAUGUGUUGAACUGGACGCUAGUCAACGGCGGCCUCGCGCCCAAGUCGUGGACCGACUACCUCUACUUGUCGGUCGGCAGCACUCUCUCCAACGCCGGCGUAAGCGGGCAAGCCUUUCACCACGGACCUCAGAUCAACAAUGUCCACGAGCUCGAUAUGGUCACAGGCAAGGGUGAGCUGAUAACAUGCUCAGAAGAGCAGAACUCAGAGCUGUUCCAUGGAGUUCUCGGUGGUCUGGGACAGUUUGGGAUCAUCAUCAGAGCCCGGAUUGCACUGGAGACAGCUCCUCACGGGGUGAGAUGGAUUCGAGCACUGUACUCCGACUUCGCGGCCUUCACCAGGGACCAGGAGCUCCUCGUCUCGCUCCACAGCGCCCACCGGAGCGAAAGGUUCGACUACAUCGAAGGCUUCGUCAUCAUUGAUAAAGGCCUCAUCAACAACUGGAGGUCGUCCCUCUUCUCCCCCAAGAACCCUGUUAAGCCUGCCUGCGCCGAGUGCCCCGGCUCCAUGCUUGCCGAGGCUCUUCAGCCUUGCUCCUGCGCAGCUAGCCCGGCAGGGCCUUCCCCCUCGGUCGCAGUCCAUCACCGGACCUAUCAACACUACACACAACUCGUGUCGGCACUACCUAGCGUAGACUCCGGCAAUGGCAAACCAAUCUUCUGCUACGACGGCUGGUACAGUUUGUCGUCGGGCAUAAUAGGCACCAUGGUCGCCCAAAAAUACUUCAAAGCUCGCCCUACCGACGUACUAGUCGCCACGAUCCCCAAGUCUGGCACCACAUGGAUGAAAGCCCUCGUCUUCUCCACCGUAAACCGUGGCUCCUGCGUCGACUCCCAACAUGCCUUGGAGUCCUACAAUCCCCAUGAGUACAUCCCCUUCCUUGAACUCCAAAUCUACACCAACAACCGAGUACCUGACCUAAGCAAGCUGCCACCCCCGCGACUCUUCUCCACACACAUCCCCUUCCAUUCCCUACCGCCGUCGGUGGUGGACUCCGACUGCAGAGUCGUGUACUUGUGCCGUAACCCCAAGGACAACUUCAUAUCCUUUUGGCACCACGAAAACUGGGUCAGGACGAGGGCUAACUUAGAACCAUGGACUCUCGAGAAGGCCUUCGACAACUUCUGCAAGGGCUUCUCUUUCUUUGGUCCGUUUUGGGAUCAUGUGCUUGGUUACUGGAAGGCGCACUUGGAAAGGCCUAAGAAGAUAUUGUUCGUGAAGUACGAGGAGCUGCUGCAAGACACAGUAGCUCAGCUGAAGCGGCUGGCGGAGUUCCUUGGCUGCCCCUUCUCAGAGGAUGAGGAGAAGGAAGGGGUGAUCGAUGGCAUCGUGCGGUUGUGUUCCAUGGAGAGCUUAAGCAAUUUGAAGGUGAACAGGUGCGGCACGACGGACUUCGGGUGUUGGACGGUGGACAACAGCCUCUUCUUCAGACGCGGUGUGGUGGGGGAUUGGCUGGAUCAUCUCACGCCCGAGAUGGCCGAUCGAUUGGAUGAGAUGACGAAGGAGAAAUUUGCUGGUUCUGGUUUGAUGUUCUAAGGCACAUAUCUUGUAAGAAUAAUAUAUAUUGAAACUUAUGUUGGAUCUUAAUUCAAGAAAUGGAUUUGGAGGCAGGUAAUU